AACACAAUUCUGAAUGCGGCCAUCAAUUCCAUUCCAUUCCAUGUCGCCUCUGACUCCGCUUCUCCAAUUCGUGCCGACAAUUUUACCAAUCUUCCAACUUCCCCAAUCUCAAAACAUCAGCAGAAACUUUCAUCAUAACUCGGGCUUCUGAAAUCCCAGAAGAAAUCGACGAUGAGAAUCCGAUUGCUGACCACAACACCUCCUGGUAAUCCUUCUUUCCUUUCUCUCCUCAGAAUUUUCACAACCCAAUUCUGUUCUUGCGCUUCUAUGAAUAUUAUCGGUGAAAAUUCUGUUGCCCAUUUGGAGAAAUUGAUCCAAACAAAAUGUAAAUCCAGAAACCUAACAAUAGAAGAAGCUUUGGGUUACUUCGAUUCCAUGGUUCAAAUGCGACCCAUGCCCUCUAUUUGGACUUUCAAUCAAUUGCUUGGCUCACUCUCCAACAUGAAACAUUAUUCCAUUGUUGUCUCUAUGUAUAGAGAGAUAAUGGGUUGUGAUUAUUUUAGUCUUGAAGUCGGCACGUUGAAUAUUGUCAUCAAAUGUCUGUGUCGUAUGAAGAAGGUUAAACUUGGUUUCUCUGUUUUAGCAACUAUGCUUAAAAGUGGUCUUCAGUACAAUGCUCAUACAAUGAAUACUCUGCUCCACGGGCUUUGCCACGAAGGCUCAAUGGUCGCAGCGAUGUUGUUUUUUGGCGAAAUAGUUGAGGAGGAAAACUUGUGUAAUGAAUUUACUUACACGACCGUCAUUAAUGGGUUUUGUAAGGCUGGAGAAACUUCGAAGGCGCUUGAGCUACUUAAGCAAAUGCAAGAAGAUCGGAGGAUUAGACCCGUCGUAGACUGUUUCAUACCAAUCAUUGACAGCCUUUGUAAAGAAAGGCGAGUGGACGAGGCCCUCGGCAUGUUUGAAGAUAUGAUCAACUAUGGUGUUAGGCCAAAUGUUGUUUGUUAUACUUGUUUAAUUCACGGAUUAAGCAAAUCGGGUCGUUGGAAAGAAGUCGAGAGAUUUUUAAUCAAGAUGAUUGAUUGCCGAAUCUUACCUGAUGCAUUUAUGUAUACCUUAUUAAUUGACUCUCUUUUCAAGGAAGAAAAAGCUCAAGAAGCAGUUAGAUUGUUCGAGUUGAUGACUAGUAAAGGUGUAGAGCCUAAUGUUGUGACAUUCACUUCUUUGAUUUCUAAUUUGUGCAAGUGUGGUCAAUGGAAAGAAGUGACACGAUUCUUAGAAAGCAUGGCGGGUUACGGAAUCUCUCCCGAUAUUGUCACAUUGAACGCUCUGUUGGAUGCUCGCUGCAAGGAAGGAAGCAUUGCAGAGGUGCUUCAUCUUGUAGAAGAAAUAACUGAUAAAGGUGUAUUGCCUGAUGUGAUUACCUGCAACUCUUUACUUAUUGGAUUGUGCCGUUUUGAUAAAUUGGAAGAAGCUAAGAAAUUGUUUGAUGGAAUUCCAAGUCGGAAAACUUUUCCUAAUAUUAGAACUCUGAAUAUAAUUUUGAAUGCUCUGAUUAAUGAAGGUAUGAUGGAGAAAGCUGAAAAAUUAUUUGAGGUAACGAUUGAACAUGGCAAAGAGCUUAAUACAAUCACUUACAACACAUUGAUUAAGGGCUACUGUUUGCAAGGUGAAAUGGACAAAGCCAAAGACGUGUUCGAUCAUAUGGCAGUAAAGGGUGCUCUUCCUAACACCAUAUCCUAUAACACCUUGGUUCACGGUUACUUAAAGGUCAAAAGAGUUUAUGUCGCUCUCAAGCUUCUCAAGGACAUGAUCCAGAAAGGACUAGUGCCUGAUCAUGUGACACGGAAGAUUUUGAAAAGCAUUCAUGCUCUUAAGCUUGAAGCAUCUGUACAGUGGUGAGGUUAAGAUUUGAUCAUUUACAUUUUUAUAUACUACUUAGGACAUGUUAGAUCAAGUUCGUUUUUGUAA
Molecule: messenger RNA, 1908 nt
Organism: Morus notabilis
Lineage: Eukaryota; Viridiplantae; Streptophyta; Magnoliopsida; Rosales; Moraceae
Product: pentatricopeptide repeat-containing protein At1g63080, mitochondrial-like
Exons: 1
Coding region: 172-1839 (555 amino acids)
Molecular function (GO): protein binding
Source: RefSeq, a predicted model, not a curated record